GUGCUCUCCGCGCAUGCGCUGUAGAAGCAACAAGAUGUCAGCUCCCAUACAGCGAGCAUGACCAGAGGUCUGCAGCUCAGGUGUCAUGGGUACAAGGGGCUGAUGUGAGACAGUCCCAGAGGAGACUGCACGGAUGGAUCUCCUGUGCAGGCAGCUGGUGCUCAGAAGGCUGUGGCUGUCUCUCCCUGUGUCACACCAUCCUUGCUUCAGGGGCAUCUCUAUAAAGAGCAGUCUGUCACUGCCCUGGUAUCACGAGCAUUUAGGCACACGGAACCGAAGAGAGAGAGGGCACAAGUCUCCCAUUAAAGUGGAAGAACAUAAUACAGGUAUCCUGAGGACCCCAGGAGUUGUGCCUGUCGAUAAACUGACCAAGGAAACUCUCUGCCAACUCUUAGCACAGAAUGUUGUCUUCAGAGAAGGUCCACUUGUGGCCAUCAACAAACCACAAGGAUUACGUAUUACAGAAAGUUCUUCGGAGACCUCUGUGAUGUCCCUACUCCCAGAGCUGCAGCAGUUACUGCAAAUUGAGUCAGAACUGCAGGUGGUAAAAGCGGCACCAAAGCAGAGCUCUGGACUGGUUUUGCUCUCCAGCUGCCACGUGACUACUAAGAGAUUAGAGGAUUAUUACACUCAGUGUCGGAAAUCGAGGAAACCAUUUACAACGUUUUGUGCCAUAACUCUGGGCGUCCCCAGCCCAGCAGAAGGGGAUGUCAAAGUGGUGCUGAAAGUGGAACAAAUCGGAGACCUAGAUCUGGCUGUGCCCGUGAUGCAUCCAACCAAAGGAAGUCUGGAGAGGAGAGAGGUGAAGAGAACCGAAACCUGCUAUAAGGUUCUAAACUCUGUCGACGAGUGUUCCCUUCUGCAGCUACAGCCCAUGACUACCUUUCAAGAUCAACUUUUAGUUCACUGCACCCUGAAGUUUUGCCCUGUACUGGGUGACCACACUUACAGUGCACGGGUGGCCAAGGUUUUAGGACAGAAUAUCUGCGUCCCUGUUGAAAAUGCUCUUCCCAAAACACAGCUGGUAGACGAGAGUAUUCUUCGUAGGAUGCAUUUUCCAUUGCAUCAGGUGCAUCGUAUGCCUCUGCACCUUCAUCUGCACCAGCUCCUGAUGCCAAGCGACCGCAGAGGGCAGUACCCAGCACAACUCACAGCUCCACCACCUCCUUUCUUCCAGAAGACUAUGGAGUUGUUGGGCCUCAAGAUGGAAAAGUAGCAAAUGCUUAUUAAGUGCUGGUCACUUCUUCCACCUCGCAUAAUGCUGCCUUGUCGCUUAUAUAUAAUUUCUUUAUUUUUUUUUAUAUUAAAGACAUUUGUUCAGUA
Molecule: messenger RNA, 1323 nt
Organism: Pseudophryne corroboree (corroboree frog)
Lineage: Eukaryota; Metazoa; Chordata; Amphibia; Anura; Myobatrachidae
Gene: RPUSD3
Product: RNA pseudouridine synthase D3
Exons: 9
Coding region: 134-1216 (360 amino acids)
Biological process (GO): enzyme-directed rRNA pseudouridine synthesis
Molecular function (GO): pseudouridine synthase activity; RNA binding
Source: RefSeq, a predicted model, not a curated record